This is a messenger RNA of Leopardus geoffroyi (Geoffroy's cat), 958 nucleotides long. RefSeq names its product vomeronasal type-1 receptor 90-like. Gene Ontology annotation, cellular component: membrane. NCBI's taxonomy places the organism in Eukaryota, Metazoa, Chordata, Mammalia, Carnivora, Felidae. Gene Ontology annotation, molecular function: pheromone receptor activity. The transcript has a single exon. The record is from RefSeq and is a predicted model, not a curated record. Bases 20 to 946 code for a protein of 308 amino acids. Gene Ontology annotation, biological process: G protein-coupled receptor signaling pathway.
AUGUUUUUUCUUUGUGACCAUGAAGAUCACAUCUUCCAUUUACAUGACUAUUAAAAUACGACAAUAUCUACAAGUAGUCUUAGGAAUCUCAGCCAACAGCUUCCUCCUUCUCUUCCACAUCUUCACACACCUUCUGGAUCGCAGGCCUAAGCCCACCAACCUGAUCAUCUGUCACUUGGCAUUUGUCCACAUGAUGAAACUCUUCACUGUGCUGUUGUCUACAGACCUGUUGGAAACACUAAACUUUCUGGACGAUUUCAAAUAUAAGGCUUUAUUUUGCAUGAACAGAGUGACACGAUGUCUGUCCAUGAACAUCACCUGCCUCCUGAGCAUCCUCCAGGCCUUCAUCAUCAGCACCGUGCUCUCCUGGUUGGUCAGGUUUAAACAUAAAUGCACAAAAUGUAUCUUCCGUCCUUUUAUUGUCUUAUGGUUUCUUAGUUUGUCUCUCAGUAGUAAGUGCAUCUUGUGUACUGCUGCUGCUUCUAACAUGACCCAGAUCCAUCUACUGCAUGUCAGUAAAUACUGCUCGGUUUCCCCCAUACACUCCAUCAUCAGGGGACGACUUCUCAUUUUGACAUUACCCAGGGAUGUUUUCUUUAUAGGUGCCAUGCUGCUCUCUAGUGCAUAUAUGGUGAUUCUCUUGUCCAGGCAUCAGAGGCAGUGCCAGCAGCUACACAGCUCCAGCCUCUCCUCAAGAGUCUCCCCAGAGAGAAGGGCCACCCAGACUAUCCUGCUGUUGGUGAGUUUCUUUGUAGUCAUGUACUGGGUGGACAUCAUUAUCUCCUCCUCUGCAACUGUGUUAUGGAGAUAUGACCCAGUAAUCCUGGAUUUCCAGAAGCUUGUAUCCAAUGUGUAUGCCACUGUCAAUGCAUUGGUGUUAAUUUGUUUGGAUAAAAGGAUAAAAAAUGUGUUUCAAAAACGUGGAAAAAUUACGAUCAAUUUAUAACUACUUAUUCGU